Cervus elaphus (red deer) is the source of this 1184-nucleotide messenger RNA. RefSeq names its product rho GTPase-activating protein 20-like. The transcript has 6 exons. Gene Ontology annotation, biological process: regulation of Rho protein signal transduction; signal transduction. The coding region runs from base 225 to 1166 and encodes 313 amino acids. Lineage: Eukaryota; Metazoa; Chordata; Mammalia; Artiodactyla; Cervidae. The record is from RefSeq and is a predicted model, not a curated record. Gene Ontology annotation, molecular function: GTPase activator activity.
UUACACAAGUGUUUAAAAUGUUUCAGGGUAUGAAUGCCAAAUCGAUUGUUGGGUAGAAAAUAUAUUUAGAGACACUGAAGAAAAAAUUUCAAAUUGACUUCGGUCCAGUUCUAGCACUGUACCCUCAUACACCACAGCUCUGUCAAAAGAGGAGCAAGCUUGUGCUCUGGGCUUGUAGAUAUGAAACGUCCCAUACUUUUCUUUUCUUUCCUUCCCUAUAGGAUAUGCUUUCCUACAUCAAUCAAAACGGGCCGUUUACAGAAGGCAUCUUCAGAAAAUCAGGCAAUAUACAAUCACGCAGGGCCCUAAAGGAGAAACUAAACUCUGGGGACAAAGUGAACUUGGAUGAUGAAUCCAUUCUUGUGGUAGCAUCCACCUUAAAGGAUUUUCUUCAAAAUAUUCCAGGAAGCAUAUUUUCAGCCACUCUCUAUGAUAAAUGGCUUGAUGUUAUUGAUCAAGGGAAUGAGGAGGAGAAAAUAACUGCGACCCAGAGGCUUCUAGACCAGCUGCCAAGAGCCAAUGUAGUUUUUCUGCGAUACCUUUUUGGAGUGUUACACAACAUUGAGCAACAUUCCUCAUCCAAUCAGAUGACAGCUUAUAUUUUAUCAGUGUGUAUGACCACAAGCAUUCUUGGUCUGCUUAAUUCGGGCAGCACAGCAUUCGAAAACUUCACCAAGAAGAUUUCUUUCAUACAAUUUCUCAUUGAAAACUGUCUCAAGAUAUUUGGAGAAAGUAUCACGUCUCUCUUUGGACCGAAAUCAGUGAGUUGUGAUAACAGUGAUAGCACUGACAUCACUGAUAACAGUGAGAAGGUUGCAGACAAGAAGACAGUUAGCAAGAGUUCUGUCAAAACCUGGGCCUUUUGGUGUAGCUCCAGGACUCGCGAGGACAACCAACACCCACCUCUACCACCCACAAAGCCAAAACAGCUCUUUGGAGCUCCUCUUGAGGAUGUAUGUGAUAACGACAGCCUGCCCACCCCAAUUCUGGAUAUGCUUUCCUUUAUCAACAAAAACGGGCCGUUCACAGAAGGCAUCUUUAGAACAUCAGGCAAUAUACAGUCACGCAGGGCCCUAAAGGAGAAACUAAACUCAGGGGACAAAGUGAACUUGGAUGAUGAGUCCAUUCUUGUGGUAGCAUCCACCUUAAAGGUAAGGAACGUUUGAGCCUUAUCCACACACAGA